UGACGAUGAGCUGGACAUCAACAUAGUGUUGCAGCCACAACAAGUAGUUGACGAACACGUCUUUGUGAAGCCAACAUAUCAUUCUAGAUCUUGUAGUUCUUCUAGCAUUGUUGCUGAACAAAGUGCAUCAGCUACCGAAAAGCAUCAUCAAUACACUCCAACUGAGCGCACUGGAUCGUUUUCUUGUGCAAGCACUGCCUACCCCCUUUCAAUCAGUGGAAGGACCAGCACUUCGUCGGUGCCGUCUACAACGUACACGCCAACAGCUCGCGGCUCGUCCGGAAGUUAC
Messenger RNA from Amoebophrya sp. A25, 289 nucleotides. Lineage: Eukaryota; Dinophyceae; Syndiniales; Amoebophryaceae. The record is from the annotation of a GenBank genome assembly.